Mesitornis unicolor (brown roatelo) is the source of this 702-nucleotide messenger RNA. RefSeq names its product superkiller viralicidic activity 2-like 2. Gene Ontology annotation, cellular component: nucleus. The annotation marks the transcript as partial. Gene Ontology annotation, molecular function: RNA helicase activity. The record is from RefSeq and is a predicted model, not a curated record. Gene Ontology annotation, biological process: maturation of 5.8S rRNA; RNA catabolic process. Lineage: Eukaryota; Metazoa; Chordata; Aves; Mesitornithiformes; Mesitornithidae. The transcript is spliced from 5 exons.
CAGCCAAAUUCUGGUGAAUUGGACCCAUUAUAUGUAGUUGAAGUGCUACUACACUGCAGCAAAGAGAGUUUGAAAAAUUCUGCUACUGAGGCUGCAAAGCCAGCCAGACCUGAUGAGAAAGGAGAGAUGCAGGUUGUUCCUGUUUUGGUACAUCUUCUGUCAGCUAUCAGCAGUGUACGACUUUACAUACCAAAAGACCUGAGGCCUGUUGACAACAGGCAAAGUGUGUUAAAAUCUAUACAAGAAGUACAGAAGCGAUUUCCUGAUGGAGUACCAUUACUAGACCCUAUUGAUGACAUGGGCAUCAAAGAUCAAGGGCUGAAAAAAGUGAUCCAAAAAGUAGAGGCAUUUGAGCAUAGAAUGUAUUCACAUCCUCUUCACCAUGAUUCCAAUUUGGAAACCGUAUACAAACUUUGUGAAAAAAAAGCACAGAUUGCUGUGGAUAUUAAAGUGGCAAAGCGAGAACUGAAAAAAGCCAGAACUGUUUUACAAAUGGAUGAACUCAAAUGCCGCAAGCGUGUUUUGAGAAGACUGGGGUUUGCCACAUCUUCAGAUGUUAUUGAGAUGAAAGGACGGGUUGCUUGUGAAAUCAGCAGUGCUGAUGAACUACUCCUGACAGAAAUGAUGUUCAAUGGUCUCUUCAAUGACUUGUCUGCAGAACAGGCAACUGCAUUACUAAGCUGUUUUGUAUUUCAAGAGAAC